AUGCGCAUAAGGCUACCCUUCGCAGGAGCAUUCCUCUUCCUCACAGCAACAGCAGCCUACGCCGGCCUCUCCUCACUCCAAGUCGACUCGCUCAUCAACGACAAAGUCCUUCACUUCCUCACCUUCUUCCUGCUCACAACCUGCUUCUACUGGAUCCUUGACACCUCGCGGCGCCGCUCCCUAAACAUCACGCUCGUAACCUGUACGGGCGUCCUCGCCAUCGGUUCGGAGUUCCUGCAGGGCUUCAUACCUAAUGGCCGGGUUUUUGAUUUCUACGAUAUCGUGGCGAAUGUAGUGGGCUCGCUCGGGGCGCUAGCGCUGAGUUCCUGGUAUCAUCAGCGAAUGCUGGAGCGGAAGAAGAGGAACAAGCAGAGUUAUCAGGCUGUGGGUGGGGAGGAUGAGGAGGAUUUAGAGCUUGGAGAGGGCGUCGGGGCGCAGGAGUCCGGGGAAGUUGGAGUCGUGCCGCAGAGUCUUGAUGAGGCGGUUGAUAAUUGGGAUGAGAAUGGAGAGGAUGACUGGGAUGCUGAUGAGCAUACGGAUGAAGGUGAGGGGCCUAAGACGCCGAGUGCUAGUAGUGGUGGGGAGGAGGCCGAUACCAAGAAGAGGGCGGAUUAG
Lachnellula hyalina is the source of this 615-nucleotide messenger RNA. RefSeq lists its product as uncharacterized. The record is from RefSeq and is a predicted model, not a curated record. Bases 1 to 615 code for a protein of 204 amino acids. NCBI's taxonomy places the organism in Eukaryota, Fungi, Ascomycota, Leotiomycetes, Helotiales, Lachnaceae. The transcript is spliced from 2 exons.